Messenger RNA from Chrysoperla carnea, 1137 nucleotides. RefSeq lists its product as uncharacterized. The record is from RefSeq and is a predicted model, not a curated record. The transcript has a single exon. Lineage: Eukaryota; Metazoa; Arthropoda; Insecta; Neuroptera; Chrysopidae. The coding region runs from base 158 to 946 and encodes 262 amino acids.
UAAAAUGAUUACCGUGAUUGUAUGUGUUUGUACAUAAUAAUGUAUUUUUGUAUACUUUAUACAUAAUAUUAUUUAAAUAUUACAUAAAUAAACAAUUAUUAACCCUCCUUAAAAGUACAGUUUAGUUAUUAUUCUUUUGUAAAUAACAAAUAUAAAAAUGGGAAUCGAUGAUUCUGGUGAACAUUCUCAAACAACAAAUAGUGAUGGAGAAAGACCCUUUAAGAAAGCAAAAUACGCUUGGCAAGUUAAAGGACGUUCACAUUUAAAAGAAAAAAAUACACCACAAAAUGAGGACGUAUCAGCUGACACCAAUUCUGAAUCCACAAAUGAUACAACACAACGAUGCCGUAAUUGUGCCCAAAAUAAUUACUUAAAUACAAUAUUAAAUCAUUCAGAAUAUUUAAUGGAUGAUGUAGGAAAAAGUUCAAAAUCACAAGUUCCUGUUUCAAUGGUUCCAAAAACAAAAAAGACUUACGAUCAGUAUUUAGCUAUUUGGCAAGCCAAUCAAUUAGCAAAAUGUUUUCUUGACAAUACAAUAAAUACGGUUUUUGAAAAAUGGAUGAUUGCACCGUUUGAUGAUGCAAACGAUUUAAUUGAAAAUUGUGAAAAUGGUGGUAUUGUAGAAGAUGAAGGUAUUUUAAUGGCUAUACAAUCACAUGGAUUACAAUCGAAUUCCAAUAUUCCAAACGAUGGUGGGAUGAGUUAUUCAGAUAGUGGUGAAACUAGGAGCACAGAUUUACCAGAAUGUACAUGCAAUUCGAGAAAACCAUCGACGACAAAACAACCUGAAACAGCUAGAAAUAAUGAAGAUAUAGAUAUUAGUACUACAAUACAUAAUCAAACCGUAAUUACGAAUCCUGUUGAACCGUCAGUAAAUGUUGAACAUUUUGAUUUUUUAAGCACUGCUGUUGCUGUGGCCAUUCAAAAAAAAGGACUUAAUAUUUAAAUUUUUGAUUAACUUUUCUUUUUAGAAUAUGAAAUGCUAUUACAAAAAAAUUAAUUAAGAAUGGGUGAGCAACAGCGUUAUUUUUUUUAGUAAAAAUUAUUAAAUUUGGCAAGGGUGGCGUAAUAUCGGACUUUUAAUCCAUGAAAAAGUUAAGCCAUAAUUACCAAUUUUAAUUUUUAAAUUUGCUAACA